Messenger RNA from Oncorhynchus mykiss (rainbow trout), 1795 nucleotides. Its product is annotated as SPRY domain-containing protein 7. Gene Ontology annotation, molecular function: protein binding. NCBI's taxonomy places the organism in Eukaryota, Metazoa, Chordata, Actinopteri, Salmoniformes, Salmonidae. The record is from RefSeq and is a predicted model, not a curated record.
UCAGGAGCAUCUGCGUAUCUUUGCAAGCAAUGCGAUUGGACGCAUUUGAGAGGAGCGUAUGUUUGGCUCAUGACAAUGUGUUAUGGAUCCCACCAGGUGUCCCUGUUUCAUAAUGAUGGUAGCUUUUCUCAUGAGCUCUUUUAGAGCUCGUUGACUUUGUCGAUGUGACUCUGUUUCCGGAUAAUAUUUCAGCGCAAGGAAGGUUUCCACUAGUUACCACAGCCACAAAUGGGCUAUAUCGUAAAAUUCAUGAAAACUGAAAUGUGCUUUGUGUUCUUAAUUUAAGGUUAGGCAUAAGGUUAGCAGUAUAGUUUAGGUUUAAAAAUCACAUUUAAAGAAGUUACAUUGUAGAAAUACACGGGGUUUAUGACUUUGUGGCUGUGGUAAGUAGAAGAGACCGUGUAAAAUUGCUGCAAUGUUUACGUGUUGUCUGGGAUGCUGCGGAGAUGGGGGAACGGGGCAUCUUCUUCUCAAAGAAAUGCCCACCGUCCAGUUAGACACGCAUCAUAUGGGCACCGAUGUAGUCAUAGUGAAGAGUGGCCGGAGAAUAUGUGGCACCGGUUGUUGCCUUGCCAACGCUCCCCUGCACCAAAACAAGAGUUAUUUUGAGCUCAAGAUCCAGUCAACAGGUAUAUGGGGGAUAGGUGUGGCCACUCAGAAGGUGAACCUGAACCAGGUCCCCAUGGGGCAGGACAUCAACAGCCUUGUCUUGAGGCAUGAUGGCUCGGUGUACCACAACAACGAGGAGAAGAACCGCCUGCCUGCCAACAGUCUUCCACAGGAGGGGGACAUCAUGGGCAUCACAUAUGACCACGUGGAGAUGAAUCUCUAUCUGAAUGGGAAGAAUAUGCACUGUCCAGCUUCAGGGAUCAGAGGCACCGUGUUCCCGGUGGUUUAUGUGGAUGACAGCGCCAUCUUAGACUGCCAGUUCAGUGACUUCUACCAUACGGCACCGCAAGGCUUCGCGAAGAUUCUGUUUGAGCAGCAGAUCUUCUGAGCAGCACCUCCGUAUACCUCCAGACCUUUAUACAUACACACACACACAACCCUCAGCUAAAAGUGUUCCUUGUUGCUCUGCAGAAAUCUGUGACCUCUUCGUUCCGACUGGUUUGAGCAUCCCUUUGUGUGUGUGUGUGUGUGUGUGUGUUGUGUUGCGUCCUGGUUACGCUCUGCUUUAAUGCUGUUCUGGGUCAAUGUGGGUAGUUUAGCUCUUGUUUGAUGCCAACACUGGAGCAGUAAGAAAACGGAUCCCCAGACAACAGUGAAUGGCAUAAAGUAGACAAAGUGUGGUGUGCAUUUGCAACUGAAAGACAAUCAAGUCAGUCAAUAUUUAUUUUAUUCAGUUAUAAUCAUCCUGCAUUGCCUCAAUCUUUUAGGGGAGCUGCUUCUUUCAGAAAAGAGAGUUUAAACAAUGUUUAGGUGUUUUCUUAUUUAUAUUUAUUUGUUAAGCUGACACUAAUGUUCAAUGUUUUGUUUCCCUGAUAAUUUACAUCUAAUUCUAGAUUUAAUUAUAUGUAUUUUGAUUUGUUAUUUUAAUUAUGAUCUGUCUUUAAAAGUAAUUUGUCACGGCUCUGAUUGGCAUUCCAAAUAUCAGCAAUCUGGCGAAGCUCUGCUCAUUGGCUGUAUUUGGGGAUGUGACAUUUUCUGACCCUACUGUAUUUAACCGGUCAGAUAAAUGCAUAUCCUCCUUUGAAGCGUGUAAACGGUCUUAAAUGUUAAAUGCUUAUUUUUGUUUGCACUAAUGAGAUGUUGAAUAUUAAACCAAAUACAAUAAAGAAACUUGUCUCUGAAAGCA